This is a messenger RNA of Periophthalmus magnuspinnatus, 1056 nucleotides long. Its product is annotated as gap junction delta-4 protein-like. Gene Ontology annotation, biological process: cell communication. The coding region runs from base 1 to 1056 and encodes 351 amino acids. The record is from RefSeq and is a predicted model, not a curated record. Lineage: Eukaryota; Metazoa; Chordata; Actinopteri; Gobiiformes; Gobiidae. Gene Ontology annotation, cellular component: connexin complex. The transcript is spliced from 2 exons.
AUGGUCGGAGCCAAGGACUUAGUUUUGAUCACCGUGAGCCAAAACGUCUCCUUCACGGGUAAGUCCUGGCUCCUGCUGAUGCUUGGCUUUCGUUCUCUUCUCGUGUUUUUGGCCGGAUUCUCCCUCUUCAGUGAUGAACAGGAGCGCUUCAUCUGCAACACCAUCCAACCGGGCUGCUCCAACCUCUGCUUCAACGUCUUCGCCCCCAUCUCCAUCCUCCGUCUUUGGCUCUUCCAUCUGAUCCUGCUCCUGGUUCCUCACCUCAUCUUCUGCACUUACCUCACCCACAAAGUCCUGUCCAAACCUGCUCUCAUCCCUCUACCUCCUCCUCUUCUCCACAGCGAAAGAAACUCACCACUAACCCUCGAAACAUCUCCAUCUUUCCACAAAUCUGCACUUCGGGAAUGGACCCCGCCCAGGUUCUACUGCGCCUAUGUGUCCGUCGUGAUCUUCCGGAUGGUUUUGGAAGCUGCGUUCGGAGUUGGGCAGUUUUUCCUUUUUGGAUUGGCAUUUCCGAAAAGUUUCCUCUGCUACGAAGCACCGUGCACAUCCGGGAUCGAGUGCUACAUCUCCAGACCCACUGAAAAAUCCCUAAUGCUAAAUUUCAUGCUAGCUGUAGCAGCUUUCUCAAUAUUUCUCAGUUUUUUGGACCUGGUGAGUUCUUUAAAGGCGAUGGUGGGAUGGAGGAAGAGACAGGAGAAUCUACUGGAGGAGCUAAGUAAAGGAGAGCAGAGCAGCGUCUUUACAACCAGUGAAGACAUGGACAAUCUGUUGACGAAAAGAGGUAGCCCGAAUGCUAAACAUGCUAACGGUGAGCCUCAUUUCCCCGUAGAUAACCAUGCCCCCAAACCAGAGCUCUCAUGUCCAGCUACAGCCUCUCCUUUUGGGUCUCAGAGCCAGCUGAAGCCCCCCUUAUACCCACGACCAGACCGAGGAGCAGCCACGCCAUCCCGGGCACCUGCCCCCAGUGUUAGCAGGAGGGUGGCGACGGCCGUGGCUGGCUCUGGGCAGCAGUCUGACAGUGACUCGCAGGACCACAAGAGGGCGUGGGUGUGA